Messenger RNA from Melampsora larici-populina 98AG31, 960 nucleotides. RefSeq lists its product as uncharacterized. Bases 1 to 960 code for a protein of 319 amino acids. The record is from RefSeq and is a predicted model, not a curated record. The transcript is spliced from 7 exons. Lineage: Eukaryota; Fungi; Basidiomycota; Pucciniomycetes; Pucciniales; Melampsoraceae.
AUGAAGGGGUCCACUUACACUGUCAUCCCAGAGGUUGUGCAAGGCAAUAAUGAUCCAGCGGUCAUAGCCGCACUCAGUAACAGUACGGCGAUCAAAGCGCGUGAUAUGGCCUCGGCCACAUACGGCAACAGUUGGAAGAGGAGCUGGCAAUUCAGCUGUGUAAUGGUCCAGCGCAACACGGGAACCGGGAUUGACAAGGACAAUUGUGUCCUUUGUCCAGUCAACCGUACAGCAUGCCGAGUCGUGCCGCCAGUAAAUGAGUUUGUCAAGCAGUGGUCACGAACCUCUGAACCUAGGCGGAACACCUCACUCCAAUGGACCGUGAGGCGGGAAUCAUUGACAUUUGGCAUUGAUUCUGCUGCUGUAUCUUUGAACGGUGCCAGUAGAUUGAUUCUAAGUAGACUAGAGGGAGCACAACAAGGGGGGGUUUUCCAAUGUGGAAGGAAGCGCGGUGUGAGUAGGUUACCUGCUUACGGUGGUGUGGUUUCUCAGUUGGACAGUGCCGGCCACCGCAAAGGUGCACCUGGCUAUUGCAGAAGGGUCCUGCGCAGGGCAGAUGAGACCUCAAAUCAGCUUUUGCAAGUUCUUACCGCCAACGUACUUAUGGCAGGUCAACACAAUUUAUCAAUUGGCAUGGAUGGCAUGGUGCGGCUGCAUAAUCAAUGGAGAGCGGGCAAGUUUGAUGGUCAAUGUGGACGCAUAAAUCAUAGCUUUAGCUCCCACUCCAAGUCAAGUGCUCCCAAAUGGACUCAAUUUGAUCCAUGUGUCAGGGCAAGGUCAGCCGAGUUCGAGAUAUACUGCACCGAUAACCAAGGGUGUAUGUCGCAAUUGAGCGGAAUGGAGGGUGACCCAGGUGCAGUAGUUUUGUUGGAAGGUACAGUAGUUGCAUAUUCUGAAGGGACAAGGGUAUGGAUUGCUCUGGUGACGAGUAUUACCCCGGCGGCACCUGAGGUGGUUUGA